Talaromyces stipitatus ATCC 10500 is the source of this 2850-nucleotide messenger RNA. RefSeq lists its product as uncharacterized. NCBI's taxonomy places the organism in Eukaryota, Fungi, Ascomycota, Eurotiomycetes, Eurotiales, Trichocomaceae. Bases 1 to 2850 code for a protein of 949 amino acids. The record is from RefSeq and is a predicted model, not a curated record. The transcript has 2 exons. Gene Ontology annotation, molecular function: structural constituent of chromatin; DNA binding. Gene Ontology annotation, biological process: chromosome condensation.
AUGGCAAAUGCGCGGAGAGCAACCGGUGUACGCUUUAUAGAUCAGAAGAUCGAUGAUCUUGAAGAAAUACGACGACCAGCGAACCGUAGCAAGCAGUCUGCAAGAUUGUAUAGCAAGUUAUACGAUGAAGCUACCGCUUUCAUCCUAUCCCUGUAUUGGGAUAGGGAUAUAGAGCAGUAUAUCGAUGAACUGACUAGAAUAAACCAGUCAAUCAAAGAACAAAAUAGGCGAAACCGCCGCGACUUAGCUGAAGGCCUCAUCGACAUCAAAUUUUUCUAUCAGAUGAGACCGACCAUAGAGGAAGAGGAGACAUAUCACACUAUUAAAGAGGAGCUCAAAAUGAAUCACUAUCCAUCUAAUUGGGCACCCACAGACCCAACUCUCUACAGAGAAUUUAACCCACAGUCCAUUGCUGUUGGCCCAUCAAACGAUCACGAUUCAUUUUUCGAUGGUAACACUGAUGAUGAUCAUGGUGGUACUGCUGAGCUCGAUAAUGUUGAUCAUCACGAUGACAGCGAGCAUGACGGUGAGCACGACGGUGAGCACGACGGUGAGCACGACGGUGAGCACGACGGUGAGCACGACGGUGAGCACGACGGUGAGCACGACGGUGAGCACGACGGUGAGCACGACGGUGAGCACGACGGUGAGCACGACGGUGAGCACGACGGUGAGCACAACAGUGAGCAUGACGGUGAGCAUGAUGGUGAGCCCGACGAUGAACACGAGCAAGACAAUGAGCAUGAUGAGGAGGAGUAUGAUGAGCAUACUGGCCUUGACUACGAUGCGGACUACGAUACAGCUGUUACCGAUGGCGAAGUAGAUGAAGAACUGUCUCCCCCCCGAUCUGACAGGCUUUUUGAGACUUCCUUUACGUCGAUCGAUGAUAUCAUCCUAGACGUAGCGGAGAAUUUCAAUAUGAAUCUAGACUCUGGAGACAUCAUCGCUUUUCGAAAAUAUGGGAAAUUUGGCUAUGGAGUUAUUGUUCACUAUGGUACCGGCCCCUACAUAGCACGUUUGGAGCCUUUAGGGAGACGAAGUCUUCCUUCCAUCGACAUAGCUCCUCAUCUGCAGGAACAAUAUAGGGCGUUCUUGAAGAACGGAGAUAGAUACAUUUGGAAGAGAAGUGACAUCGCUGGAUUUGGUUUAGUAGCCUUUAGGCUAGAUCCAGGGUAUAUAUCGGAUCCAACAGUCACUUUACGACCUAUGCAGAAAGCUUUUUAUCCGGAAACCUAUAUUGAAGUUGUUUGGAAUGAUGAUCAGAGUACGUGGGAGUCUCGUGAUGGACUCCGCAAACUAUGGAAUGCCAAAAAUCCGUUAGAAGCAGACACGCUUAUAUAUCAACUCGUUAUCAAACAAGAAUCACUAUAUCAGGAAGCACUCACCGGAGUACGUCCAAACUAUGCAGUUGGACAGAAUCUUCAGAAUCAACACUGGAGAAACACGAAUGCUGCUGGGAAAGCCUAUUAUGCUGAGCCUCGUGCUAGAAAAGACAGGCGAGUCACCGCCGUUGUGAUGGAAGAUAUCCAUGACUCGGAAGAACUUUGGGAUGAGGAAGAUGACCUUACAGAAAGCGAUUAUGUAGAAGAUGGGUUUGUCGAGGGCUGGACAUCCGCAACACAAGAUCGGAGGACUCAGUCAGUACCUCCUUAUCGAGGUUCUCGAGAAACUCCCGCAAGACAGACUCCCGCAAGACAGACUCCCGCAAGACAGACUCCCGCAAGACAGACUCCCGCAAGACAGACUCCCGCAAGACAGACUCCCGCAAGACAGACUCCCGCAAGACAGACUCCCGCAAGACAGACUCCCGCAAGACAGACUCCCGCAAGACAGACUCCUGCAAGACAGACUCCUGCAAGACAGACUCCCGCAAGACAGACUCCCGCAAGACAGACUACUGCAAGACAGACUACUGCAAGACAGACUCCCGCAAGACACACUCCCGCAAGACAGACUACUGCAAGACAGACUCCCGCCCCAGUGGCUGGGACAAGUUCACUCAGGCACAAUUCCUCCAGACCAACUCGACGCGAGACUGUAAGGAGUGCAGUGAGUAGAUCGGAUCAGCAGUCUACCAAUAUCCAGGGGAGGGAAGUAGAUGAGAGAGCCCAGCAAGCACCUGAUAGACGAUCGCCAUACUUUGACCAGAACGAUCAGUCAGUUCGACGAAGAUCUGAUCAGGAAAUACCCAGUGCUUCGACAGAGCCUAAAAGACCCCAGCAGAAGCGGUCUCCGUAUUUUACCAGAUCUAGAGCAAGAGGUAAUCAGGCAUUGCCUCCAGAGAACGAGCAGCACAAUCCUCGAACUACUCCUCCAGGGCCAGCCAGGCGAAGCUUAUUCAGAACGCAGAGCACGGCACCGCAGUCUGCCCUGAGAAACCCAGCGACUACAUCCAGGAGUCAGCAAUCAUCAUCUAGACAAACUCCAGCUACAACAACUACAUCAAAGAGUCAGCAAUCAUCAUCUAGACAAACUCCCGCUACAACGACUACAUCCAGGAGUCAGCAAUCAUCAUCUAGACAAACUCCCGCUACAACAACUACAUCCAGGAGCCAGCAAUCAUCAUCUAGACAAACUCCCGCUACAACAGCUACAUCCAGGAGUCAGCAAUCGUCAUCUAGACAGACUCCAGCUACAACAAAUACAUCCAGGAGUCAGCAAUCAUCAUCUAGACAAACACCCGCUACAACAGCUACAUUAAAGAGCAAUCCUUCAACAAGAAGCGGCACUUCCAUAUUCUCACAACGGACUUUAAGUACUCAACAUAGUACACCAGAUGAAGACUGGAGGAAGCAAAGCCCUUCAUCUGACAAUGAGAGACCUGUUAAAUCGAGAUUCAGAUGGGUCUAA